GAGCCAGUUUACGAAACUAUCCCGAACGUUGAUUGGAGGUUUUACGAAGACGUCCCCACAAAUGCAAACGAAUCUGAAGACAUAUCAGUUGAAGGUCAGUAAUAUUACAGAUUAUAGAUAUUAAUAUCUAACCUGUGGCUGUGGUAAUAUGUUUAAAAUUCUACUACGUUGGUAUGUGUAACAUUUGCUCAUUUUAAGAAGAAAUGUAAUAUAUACCUUGGUUGAAAAGAAACCAAUCUUGAUAAUUGUGUUCACUGUAGAACGAAGUUGAGAGGUAAUGAGGGUUGCAAAUGUCGGCCGCGUUUAACAACCAACUUUUCAACUUUUAGUUGGUUCAAAUUUUGAUGAGCGUUUUUUUUACGUGCGCUAAUAUCCAGUCAACUCUCAUCAACUGUCAGCACCUCUUGUUCUGAUUUGACCAGUGCUUUGUAAUGUCUUUUGUUUAAAGGCCUGGCAUCACUUCACGAUUGGGCUGGAGUUCCAUCAAAUGCAGACAGAACGUCUGAUAACAAAACACCAGUCGAAAACGAACAUCAGGAGUCAGGUAACGAAACUGUCGCAACUGAAGGUCAGUAAUAUCACAGAUGAGAUCAGUAUUAAUUUCUAAAUAUAUAUAUAUAUUAGAUACUAUUUAUAACAUGAGCGGCCGUGUUGUAUCGGAUAUAUAAACUCGAUCGAGCCGAAGGAGAGAGAGUUUCUAUAUCGGAUACAACACGGACGCGAAUGUUGUAAAUAUACAAUUACUUUAUGGUUUCCGUGUUUGGAUGGCCUGAUCCAAACACGCGGGAAUGUUGCGAGAGUUAAGAAAAGCGACCGAAAUCACGAGCCGAAGGCGAGUGAUUUUGCCCGCUUUUCUUAACUCGAGCAACAUUCCCAAGUGUUUGGAUCAGUCCAUCCAAACACGGAAAUCAUAAAGUAAUUGUUUUAUAAAAUAACAACAACACGAUAGUCUUCCGUGUUUGGAUGGCCUGAUCCAAACACGGCUUUUGACCAAUCAGAACACGCGUUAUAUACAUGUUAUUUUAUAAUGGCUUGUGAAACGUCUUAAUGAGAACAUUCGUAUUCUUUAACAAUUUAAUGAAAUGAAUGAUAUUUGGUGGGGAAAUUGAACUUAAAGUUUAUAUAAAUCAGCAUGAUUCUGUGAUCAGAUAUGCAAACUCCUUCACGCUCAUGAUUUCUGCCAACCUUGGUAUGUGUAAUGUUUUCUCAUUCUAAGAAGAAAUGUGCUAUAUCUUGGUUGAAAAGAAACCUGUCUUGAUAAUUGUUUUCACUGUAGAACGACGAUGAGAGUUGGUAAGAGGUCAUGCGGGUUCAAACUCUCGCUCGUGUUUUCCCGCCAACUCUCGUCAACUUUGAGCUGGUUCAAAUGAGAGUUUUUGUUGUACUUGGUAAUAUCCAGUUAACUCUCAUCAGUGUUGAGCUGGUUCAAAUUUUGAAUAGAGUUCAUGAGAAUUUUUGUUGUGCUUGGUAAUAUCCAGUUAACUUUCAUCAGUGUUGAGCUGGUUCAAAUUUUGAAUAGAGUUCAUGAGAGUUUUUGCUACGCUUGGUAAUAUCCAGUUAACUCUCAUCAGUGUUGAGCUGGUUCAAAUUUUGAGUAGAGUUCAUAAGAGUUUUUGUUGCGCUUGGUAAUGUCCAGUUAACUCUCAUCAGUGUUGAGCUGGUUCAAAUUUUGAGUAGAGUUCAUGAGAGUUUUUGUUGUGCUUGGUAAUAUCCAGUUAAUCUCAUCAGUGUUGAGCUGGUUCAAAUUUUGAGUAGAGUUCAUGAGAGUUUUUGUUGUGCUUGGUAAUAUCCAGUUAAUCUCAUCAGUGUUGAGCUGGUUCAAUUUUUGAGUAGAGUUCAUGAGAGUUUUUGUUGUGCUUGGUAAUAUCCAGUUAACUCUCAUCAGUGUUCAGCUGGUUCAAAUUUUGAGUAGAGUUCAUGAGAGUUUUUGUUGUGCUUGGUAAUAUCCAGUUAACUCUCAUCAGUGUUCAGCUGGUUCAAAUUUUGAUGAAAGUUGAUGAGAGCUCUCGCUACGUGUUGUAAUAUCCAGUCAACUCUCAUGCAAUUGUUGUUCUCACUGCAGACUCUCACUGUCCAACUCUUAUCAACUCUCAUUCUUGUUUGACCAGGGUUUAUAAUAUUUUGUUUCUAAAGGCAGGACAUCAGAUCACGAAGAGGUUGAGGUACCAUCAAAUGCACGCCAGGCUUCUGGACACACUGAACUUAAUAAACAACCCGAUACCUUAAAAACGGGGGCGACAGGCGAUGGUGAUUAUCAGGCACUUUUAAAGGAGGUUGACAUCAUUGAGAUAUACGUAAUACAGGUUCCAGAGGAACCACAACACGAAACAUCAG
Paramuricea clavata is the source of this 2334-nucleotide messenger RNA. The record is from the annotation of a GenBank genome assembly. Lineage: Eukaryota; Metazoa; Cnidaria; Anthozoa; Malacalcyonacea; Plexauridae.